AUGAACCUUUCACAACACCCCCUUGAAAAACUGGUGAACGGAGUCACCUCGGGCAUUGGCUUCGCAAGCGAAGUGCGCGGGUACAAAAAAGCGAGAAAAGCAGCCAGAAACGAGCGAGAACUAGAGCAGCAGAAACAAGAACAACAAGAAUCAUCGACCUCUGCCUCUCGGUCCCCCCCUCCAUAUACAGCAUCUCCUUUAGAAGAGGAGGGCGACGACCAAGAGAGAGCUGAUACGGCAGACUCCACCGCGGCUCACGACGAAGUCGAGCGCUCAUGGCAACUUGAUGAAGCGCAAGAUGUCGUAGUCGGGGAAUCCGAGCCUCGUAAAAGUAAAAAAGGAGUCGCUAACCCGGACAAAAUCAUCGGCGCUUUUCUCCAACGUCAGCCUCCUCCUUAUGCAUCAUCAUCAUCACCAGACGGCGCGCGUCCCAUAUCCAAACUCGAGUUCCCCGUUGCGAUACCGCAGCGACGUCCGAAGGAUAAGAAACGUGGGUUUAUACGUGCGUAUGCGUCAGACCUGGAAAACGUGGGCAUUAGCCAAGAGACCUGGUUCGAUUUUAUCGAGACGCUUAAUGAAGCCAGUCUUGCGAAUCCGUGGAUUAACGCUCUUAAUUUAGCGUCAAUAGCUGCAUCGCCGCUGCCAUUUGCGAUUUCAACUGCGAUUUCGAUGGCGAUCAUGGUUGCUACGACUGUUGCGAUUGAGGCGCAGAGUCGCUAUCGACAAAAUAAAGCUCUCGACAGACUCAAUGAAGAAUUCUUCCGUCCCCGCGGCCUCUUCUGCCUCGUAAUGACCUGGGACGCUACAUCAUUCAACGCCCGCACGAACGUCGAUAUCAACACAACUAUCCAAAAUACGAUGGACAGCCAGGGGAGGUUGUCUCAUAAAUUCCAGUCUUCUAACGCCAUCACAAAUGGAAUGGAGUCUAUGCAGACCGCAGAACUCAUCUUCCCGGGCCUCGACUUCCUCGCUACCACAACAAAGGACGAGCAGAAGGGAUUCAAGAAAAAGAUGCAGCGCGGCAAGCUGUUUGUUGAUGAUUAUAUGGAUCGCAGGGCGCAGGCUAAAUUCCUCGCCGAAAAUCCUAAUAGCCAUCUUACUCAAGCUGGAAAGCCGAAAUUCCUCUCCAAAUACGCCGAUCCAACGCAUCCUAUGCAGAGCGGAUUUGGUAACAUGAUGGGAGGACUUCAACAGCAGAACCGUGGCUUUGGCCUAGGGGGUGGUGGCAUGGGCAGAGGUUUCGGGGGGUUAGGAGGAGGGCUGGGCGGCUUUGGAGGAGGGAUGGGAGGACGAGGUGGUGGUCUGCUAGGGUUGGUCAACCUAGCUACACAGGCUAUUGGCGAUCGUGGCCAACAACAAGAUAACUACAACUACCGUGGCAACCCACCUGCGCCGUAUGGUGGUUCUAACUCUGGGUAUUAUGAUGAUCGCGGAGGGCAGCAACAACAAUACCAGCAACAGCAAUAUCAACAACAGCAAUACCAACAACGCGGUAUUGGUGCAGGCGGGGUUCUAAAUCUGAACAAGCUUUUUAGAUCUAAAGUACUCUAUUUAAUGGUCGUCAACAUGCCGACUGACGAAGAAAUGGCCCAAGCGCGAAGUCUGACUGCCGAUUGGAACAUUCAGGGUCAGCAGCUGCAAUUUUAA
Molecule: messenger RNA, 1647 nt
Organism: Talaromyces proteolyticus
Lineage: Eukaryota; Fungi; Ascomycota; Eurotiomycetes; Eurotiales; Trichocomaceae
Exons: 4
Coding region: 1-1647 (548 amino acids)
Source: RefSeq, a predicted model, not a curated record